This is a messenger RNA of Rhodotorula toruloides NP11, 690 nucleotides long. Its product is annotated as sulfate transporter. Gene Ontology annotation, cellular component: membrane. NCBI's taxonomy places the organism in Eukaryota, Fungi, Basidiomycota, Microbotryomycetes, Sporidiobolales, Sporidiobolaceae. The coding region runs from base 1 to 690 and encodes 229 amino acids. Gene Ontology annotation, biological process: transmembrane transport. Gene Ontology annotation, molecular function: sulfate transmembrane transporter activity. The transcript has 7 exons. The record is from RefSeq and is a predicted model, not a curated record.
AUGACAAGGUCGGCUUUUGCCACUCUCCCUGAACGCCUCUCACAAGCCGCCGAAUGGGCGCAGAAGUGCGAAAGGGUCGAGGAGGACUUGACGAGAUGGCAGCUGCUGUACCGUCGGGCGCGCUACUACAUCCCUGUCCUCCAGUGGCUUCCGCAUUACUCGCUCAAGAGCUUCAUGCGGGAUGUCAUUGCCGCCCUCACGCUCACCUCGCUCAUCGCGCCACAAAGCAUGUCCUACGCAACAAACUUGGUCCACACCGAUCCCGUCCACGGUCUCUUUGGCGCACCUGUACCCGCCAUGAUCUACUUGGCGAUGGGAACAUGCCGCCAACUGUCGGUUGGACCGGAAGCAGCGUUGUCGCUCAUCACAGGCGAGACGAUCGCCAAGUUCAUCGAGGAGGAGGAGCAUGCGCACGGCAGGAUGAGCGAUGCGCAUCGAGUCAAGUUCAUCGCUAAGAUCAUCACGGUCAUUGCAUUUGAGAGCGGUCUCCUGACCUUCCUACUUGGAUACUUCCGACUUGGCUUUCUCGAUGCAGUUCUCUCGAGGGUCCUCCUCCGCGGCUUCAUGGCCGCCGUCGCGGUGACGAUCUUCGUCUCCACUCCUUUCCACAUCAGUAGGUACCCCAUCCAACACGUCAUGCGCUGUGGCAGUCAGUCCCUGCCGGUCUACAUGGGCUUAGCCGCGAUAUGA